ACGAGAAACAAGUUCGAAUCAUGCCCAAGUGAAGAAUCGACCCGAAGAAUAUUUUUAUUGAAAUUUGCAAGUUUGUUGCUGGACUUUUGGUGUCAUAAAAUGGAACUUAGAGUCAUCCUUCUCUUACUUUAUGCAGUUAUAGACAGGAUCAAUGCUUUAGCAAGUGGUCAACGAAAUCAACUCAACAAAUACAUAAAACAUUUUGAAGAACUCAACUAUGACAAAAAUGAUCUGAUUACCAGGCAUUUACGCGCCAAAAGAUCAGUCUCACCAGAUUAUUUAUUGCAUCUUAAUUUUCAUUCCCAUGGAAGAUAUUUCCCAAUUCGUUUGAAACGAGAUAUAACAAUAUUUUCAGCUGAUUUCACUGUUCCUGAUGGUAACCAUCAAUUUUACCCUUCAAACAUUUACGAAGGAUGGUUGGAAGGUGAAUUCGGAUCCAAAGUUAACGGAUUUAUUCAUGAUAACAUUUUUGAAGGAAAGAUUUACACAGCCAGUGGUAAGGAAUUUCAUAUUGAGCCUGCCUGGAAGUACCUGAAUUCCACGAAAUCUCACUCUGUGAUUUACAGUGUGGAUGAUAUACAUUAUCCACAUCCACAUGGAGCCAGUUGUGGGAUCAAAAAGGAACUGAAGGACUGGAUGAAAGGUAUUCAAACCUCAGCUCUUGAAAACCAGGAGAAAGAUGACAAAGAUAUCAAGUUUCAUAAAUCAGAUGACACAAUAAAACAGAGGUCAAGAAGAGCUACAGUAGCCAAAACUAGCUGCCAUCUUUAUGUUCAAGCUGAUUGGCUUUUCACUGACAAAUUUGCCAAGACAACUGAACGAGCCUUCUACUUAAUGACACAAUAUGUGCAAAGCGUCAACUCAAUUUACAAUGCUACUGCUUUCACAGGCUAUCCCCAUCGUGUCACACUUAAAAUAUCACGGAUGAAAGCACAAACUGAAGUGGAAUGUAAUGCGGACGCAAACUGCAAAUUCAAGGACGCGAAUAUCGGCGUUGCGAAGUUCUUGGAGCUCAAUUCCGAAACCGACCAUGACAAACACUGCCUUGCUUAUGUUUUCACAUAUAGGGAUUUUGCUGAUGGCGUGCUUGGCCUUGCUUGGAUUGGAGAAGCUUCUGGUGCAUCUGGUGGUGUAUGUGAACGUUGGAAGCCCUACAGUGGCGGCAAGUACAAAAGCUUGAACACCGGAGUUGUCACCACUUUGAAUUACCAGCAAGAUGUGCCAUUGAAAGUGACAGAAAUCACGUUGGCUCAUGAGAUCGGACAUAAUUUUGGUGCGCAGCACGAUCCAGUCUCGAAUUCGCCGCAGUGUUCUCCAGGCUCUGCUGGUGGCGGCAACUUUAUCAUGUAUCCAAGGGCAACAUCUGGAAGUGACAGCAACAACUACAAAUUCUCAAAAUGCAGCAGAGACUACAUCGGACCUGUACUUAACGCAAAAGCUGACAUAUGCUUCAAAGAACCUUCUGGGCCUAUAUGCGGUAACAAGUUUGUUGAGGAGGGCGAACAAUGUGAUUGUGGUUAUGAAGAUGACUGCAAAAAUGAAAGAUGCUGCAACAAAUACGACCCAAAAUCGUCAAAUAAUUGCAAGUACAACCCCGCCAACGUCCCUGCUACAAAUGCAUGCAGUACCUCGGAAGGGCCGUGUUGUGAUGCCAGUACCUGCAGUUACAACACUUCUAUUGGACAAAACUGCAGUUUAGACACUGAAUGCGCUCGAAAAGCAGCUUGCGAUGGUUCUUCUCCAAAGUGCCCUUCUCCGCCGCCAAAGCCAGACAUAGUUACAACCUGUCAGAAAGGAGCCAAAGUUUGUUUGGGUGGGAUGUGCAACGGAUCAAUCUGUCUGAAAUCAAAUGAAACGGAGUGUAUGUGCACCGCAAAAGAGGCCUAUUGUGACAUUUGUUGCAUGAUGGGAAAUGAUAAAUCCACCUGUAAAAGCAAGACAGAGCUCAAAAGUGGAAAGACAGUCGUCCUAAAAAUGGCCCCUGGUUCACCAUGUGACAACUAUCUCGGGUACUGCGACAUCUUUGAUAAAUGCAGAAAGGUGGAUGCCGAAGGUCCACUCUCUCGAUUGAAGAACUUCAUAUUCAGCAAACAAGCGAUCGAUUCUAUCUACACGUGGAUGAAAGAGCGCUGGUGGGCCUGUGUUCUUAUUGGCCUUGGCUUGAUUUUGUUCAUGGCUUGUUUCAUCAAAGUUUGCAGCGUCCACACACCUAGUAGCAACCCAAAUCGACCACCAGCGAGGCCAAUGACAUUGCCACGAACGAUAUCAAGGAGAAACAAGAGAAACCCCACUGCCCCCACGAUUGCCCCACAAGAGGAACCCUUGCCAAGUUACGAUACUGCAGUAAGAGCGGGAAGACCAAAAGAGCGGCACCAGAUGCGUGUGACAGGCAAUUACUGAAAGGUCACAAAUUAGAGGUCAAAAUCGCAAAGUUGUAAGUUUACGAUAAAGGUCAUGAUUCAAAGGCCAAUUAGUUUUCUCUAGAUGUAAUUCUGAUGAUAGCUUAGUGCUAAAUGAUCCAAAGUGGUUCACUCCUUAUAGUGACUCGAAGUUCUCCUUUAAACUGUAAUUUUUUGUAGUUUUAACCAUUUAGAAAUUUGUAGUCUUUUAUCCAAAAAGGACUAGAAAAAGUUUGCACAUAUUGUAUUGUCAGUUGAACGUUUUCGUGAGUUGUUUAUCUUAGCAUUUGUAAUAAAUAUCUGAUAUAUAACAUAAAUAUAUCAUAUAUAACAUAAAUAUAUCAUAUAUAACAUAACAUCGCAAGGCCAUCAAACUAUAGUUCGGGAAAUUUCAAAUUCUCAUAUAUCUUACAAGCUGAUGCGAUAGUGCAAGGUUUUCCAGACAUCCAUUGUCUCAAAAUUGACAUGUUGUUAGCGAAAACUUUCUCCUCCUCGAAAUGUUAUCAGAAAAAUUAGAUAGCACAAACAAAUUCUUAUGUCAAAGUUGUAGGGAUUUUAGAUUGUCAAAAUAUAAUUGCAAGUUUCGAAGAAAACUGUGAGGCAGAAGUGUCUGAUAAAAUUGUCUGUUAGACGUGUCCGGUAGUGGUGUUCUUUGCUUUUCUGGUUAUAUUUUGCGAUUGCUUCAAUUUUACACUCUUUUUUAUCAUUGCACCGGUAUAAGUGUCCGAUAGAAUAGUCCGAUAGACGUGUCCGUUAGUGCUGUGUCUGUUGCUACUAUGAGUGCAUUGUGUGAUUGCUCCAAAUUUCAUCUUUUUUAUAUCGCUUCCCUCUUUGUAAGUAGUUUUUUAAACGUUUUCAUUUUGCCAAUGUUUCAAUUUUGUUCAGAACAUUAGAAUAUACUGAUGACCUCUUGACCUUUGCAACGACAUUGGUAUAAACGUAAUUAUUUAAAAUUUCCUAUCAUCGUCCUAUAGUUGAGUAUUUCUUUACACCUGUUACUAAUUUAUUUAUGAUUUCAAUUUCUUAAGUCUUAAGUUCUUAUAGCACCGGCUUUUGCAUUGCAUGGUAGACCUUCGUAGUAGCCUUUGUCCUCUGACCUUUCAAAGAUUCGUACAAGGCAACAUAUCUUUAAGUGCAUCUGCCCCGUUGUGUGGAAAUUUGUGCCAAGUAUCACAGUGUACCAAAUACCGUUUCGUCCUUUAGAGUAACCUUUGUCCUUUGUUUGACCUUUCAAAGAUUCGUUCAAGGCAACAUGUCAUUAAGUGCAUCUGCCCCGUUGUGUGGAAAUUUGUGCCAAGUAUCACAGUGUACCAAAUACCGUUUCGUCCUUUAGAGUAACCUUUGUCCUUUGUUUGACCUUUCAAAGAUUCGUUCAAGGCAACAUGUCAUUAAAUGCCUCUGCCCCGUUGUGUGGAAAUUUGUGCCAAGUAUCACAGUGUACCAAAUACCGUUUCGUCCUUUAGAGUAACCUUUGUCCUUUGUUUGACCUUUCAAAGAUUCGUUCAAGGCAACAUGUCAUUAAGUGCAUCUGCCCCGUUGUGUGGAAAUUUGUGCAAGUAUCAAAGUUGAUCAAAAAAUUUCUGUGUCGAAAUUUUGAUGUUCUAGUCGAAUUGUUCAUCAAUGAAGCAAGGAGAGUGGUUUUGUAAUAUCUCAACAAACAUUACAGGGUACCCAUUUCGUUGAUUCGUGUAGUAGCAGCUCGAAAAUAGGUAUGUUAAGAUAGGACCCCCCCCCCUUCAUUUAACAUAAGCAAAAAUUGAUCGUGCCAAGAGUGGACCUGGUAGCGGACCACAAGUGGAUCGCAUAAGGGACCAAUAGCGGAUUGGGUCCACCAGAUUCCAUGUUAACGGAGGGCCUAUCUGUACCAAAAGAAGUUCGGGUCCGGGCUAGAUCCGUCCGCUUUCGCUCUUGGAAAUCCGGCCUCGGUCGACUUGGCGCCCGGUUAUUCGAACAAAGCAAAAUUCAUUCGAUAACAAUUUACGGCCUAGGCAUUGGUGAUUGCGAAGAGAAGAAAUUUUGCUGGGAUAGAAGUUAGUGGGAAUUCGAAUUAACGAAGGGUCUAAUUAGCAGAGAUUCGAAUUAUUGGGCAGUCGUUUCAGACCUUUAUAAACUUUAAUCUAUUGAAUAAAGCAGCGACAUAGAAGAAUAUUAGUGCCUAUGUGAGGAAAUUUCCAACCCCUAAUAUAUUUGUUAUUGUACUCUUAAACUGCUACUGUAAAUCCCAGAGAUGUAUAAAGUUUGGUAUGUAAGGGAGCGUUCGUUAUAAAUCUAUGUAAUGUUUUGAUUUUUGUGUAAAUGUGUGAUAUACAUACUUCUUUAGCAUAA
Molecule: messenger RNA, 4724 nt
Organism: Rhopilema esculentum
Lineage: Eukaryota; Metazoa; Cnidaria; Scyphozoa; Rhizostomeae; Rhizostomatidae
Product: disintegrin and metalloproteinase domain-containing protein 10
Biological process (GO): Notch signaling pathway; membrane protein ectodomain proteolysis
Cellular component (GO): plasma membrane
Molecular function (GO): metalloendopeptidase activity
Source: RefSeq, a predicted model, not a curated record